CGAUUUCACCAUAAGUGCUGGAUAUAGGAGGCUUGUUCAUGGUUCGGCAUCCUAUUCCCGUAUCCGCAGGAUAUGCGACGUGCGUUCCCUACUAGCGAAGUUGGUCUGCGCCGCAAUCGUGCAUCGGCAUCGGCAUCCCUUUCCGGAAGGUAGUUGCAACGUGCCGCGUAUUGUGGGUACGGCAGAUGAUAUUAUGGAUACCGAAAAUAAUUGUACAAUGAAUGCCAUACUCCUCAAGCAACCAUUCGUAAUUGGAACAUAUUCCCUUUAUCGAUUCCCAGGACAAUGGCUGACCAACCAGACUACGAUGCGAUAACUUGGCCUGUCCAACUCACAAGCAAAGUCCAUCGUAAAAACAACCCGUUGCUGAAUCCUAGCAACCCUGCUCUCUCAGCUGCAGGCAAGACAGUCCUCAUCACUGGGGCCACAGGUGGCAUUGGUCGGGCGAUUGCUGAAGCAUGGAGAACUGCCGGUGCUAAGGCCAUCGUCAUAACCGGAAGGAACCAAAAGAGACUACAAGAGGUUGUUGAGAAAUUGGAAGCCACAGUCCAAGAUGGUACGACCGUACAUUCCUUCGGGUCCAUCGAUAUCACGAAGGAAGAAGAUGUUGCAACGUUGUGGAAGAAAGCAGGGGAGGCAGUGGGCCGAAUCGAUGUCCUCGUCAAUAACGCCGGAUCCUUGACGCAAGCUAUGAUCGGCAAGGGUGAUCCGGGAAAAUGGUGGCAGGAUUUUGAAGUCAAUGUCAAAGCCGUACAUCUGAAUGUGCACCACUUCCUCGCCCAAGCACCGGACGGCAAGGGCACAGUAAUUUCUGUCUCGACAGGAACGUUAGGCGACAUGUAUCCCGACUUCUCCUCCUACAUCCCCAGUAAACUCGCGCAAACCAAGUUCAUGGAGUUCCUUCAUCAUGAACAGCCUGGCAUCCGCACAUUUAGCCUUUUUCCCGGCCUCGUUGCAACAGAUAUGCCGCCAAAGCAGUAUCUAGAGUAUGCCCUUGACGAUCCCAUGCUAACAGGAGGCUUGACACUUUUCCUCUCUACUGAGAGAGCAGAGUGGUUGCGAGGCAGCAUGGUGAGUGUGAACUGGGACUACGAGGAGAUGGAGAUGCACAAGGAAGAGAUUUUGGAAAAGAGGUUGACGAAGUUGGCUUUUUGUGAUGCGAAGUUUGGGAAAGGAGGUCAUCCUUGGGCGACGUGACGAGAAUACAGGCAUGUCUGCUCUCACAUCACUAUCCGUCGAUACUA
Alternaria alternata is the source of this 1244-nucleotide messenger RNA. RefSeq names its product NAD(P)-binding protein. Gene Ontology annotation, molecular function: oxidoreductase activity, acting on the CH-OH group of donors, NAD or NADP as acceptor. The transcript has 2 exons. Lineage: Eukaryota; Fungi; Ascomycota; Dothideomycetes; Pleosporales; Pleosporaceae. Bases 286 to 1197 code for a protein of 303 amino acids. The record is from RefSeq and is a predicted model, not a curated record.